Molecule: messenger RNA, 1439 nt
Organism: Filobasidium floriforme
Lineage: Eukaryota; Fungi; Basidiomycota; Tremellomycetes; Filobasidiales; Filobasidiaceae
Product: ribosomal protein L3-domain-containing protein
Exons: 7
Coding region: 183-1349 (388 amino acids)
Biological process (GO): translation; ribosomal large subunit assembly
Cellular component (GO): ribosome; cytosolic large ribosomal subunit
Molecular function (GO): RNA binding; structural constituent of ribosome
Source: RefSeq, a predicted model, not a curated record
UCGGGAGCCCACGCCACACACACCUCCCAGCAAUUCCUUCCCCCUGCCUGCCCGCGUUGAAGUCGUUCGACCUUGAGGUCACCGACAUCGACACUCCUUAAUCAUCUUGGACUCUUCUCGUUGUUCACCUUCGGCACCCUCGUCAAACCACCGGUCAACCAACAAAAAAGACACUCAGCAAAAUGUCUCACAGGAAGUUCGAAGAGCCUCGAUCCGGUUCGCUUGGGUUCUUGCCCCGAAAGCGUGCUGCCCGUCACAGGGGUAAGGUCAAGUCGUUCCCCAAGGACGACCCCAGCAAGCCCGUCCACUUGACUGCCCUCAUGGGUUACAAGGCCGGUAUGACCCACGUCGUCCGUGACUUGGACCGACCCGGUUCCAAGAUGCACAAGCGAGAGGUCGUCGAGGCUACCACCGUCAUUGAGACCCCUCCCAUGGUCGUCGUUGGUGUUGUCGGAUACGUCGAGACCCCCCGAGGUCUGAGGUCAUUGACCACCGUCUGGGCCGAGCACUUGUCGGACGAGUUGAAGAGGAGGUUCUACAAGAACUGGUACAGGUCGAAGAAGAAGGCCUUCACCAAGUACGCCAAGAAGCACUCGGAGAACAACGGUGCCUCGAUCGCCCGAGAGCUCGAGAGGAUCAGGAAGUACUGCACCGUCGUCCGUGUCCUCGCCCACACCCAGAUCAGGAAGACUGGUUUGGUCCAGAAGAAGGCCCACUUGAUGGAGAUUCAGGUCAACGGAGGAAGCGUCGCCGACAAGGUCGAGUUCGCCAAGUCUCACUUUGAGAAGACCGUCGACGUCAAGAGCGUGUUUGAGCAGAACCAGGUCAUCGAUGUUAUCGGUGUUACUUCGGGUCACGGAACUGAGGGUGUCACCCACCGAUGGGGUGUUACCCGAUUGCCCAGGAAGACCCACCGAGGUCUUCGAAAGGUCGCCUGUAUCGGAGCUUGGCACCCGUCGAACGUCAUGUACUCGGUUCCCCGAGCCGGUCAGAACGGUUACCACCACCGAACCGAGAAGAACAAGAAGAUCUACAGGAUCGGAAACGGUUCGGACGCCAAGUCGGGUGCCACCGACUACGACGUUACCGACAAGACCAUCAACCCUCUGGGAGGAUGGCCCCACUACGGUAUCGUCAACGAGGACUUCGUCAUGGUCAAGGGAGGUGUUCCCGGUACCCUCAAGAGGCCCCUCGUUCUCCGUGUGUCCCUCCAGGUUCACACCUCGAGGACUCACUUGGAGAAGGUUGCUUUGAAGUUCAUCGACACUUCGUCGAACUACGGACACGGUAGGAUGCAGACCAAGGAGGAGAAGCACGCCUUCUACGGUCAGAUGAAGAUCAAGGCUUGAGUGGUUUAGCCAACUUGACGACUUGUUUUUCCGUGAAUCGCGCUCGCGACUUGUAUUAUGCCGUAGCGCUUGAUUCAUCAUACGCCCAGC